Kockovaella imperatae is the source of this 855-nucleotide messenger RNA. RefSeq lists its product as hypothetical. The coding region runs from base 1 to 855 and encodes 284 amino acids. The record is from RefSeq and is a predicted model, not a curated record. NCBI's taxonomy places the organism in Eukaryota, Fungi, Basidiomycota, Tremellomycetes, Tremellales, Cuniculitremaceae. The transcript has 9 exons.
AUGUCUGCUCAGACCGCUCAACCCAAUGGAGAGGUACCUUCGUUCAAAAUCGUUGACAGACUCGACAAGGUACCUAUCAUUCACGAUUCAGUGUCCUACGCCCAGUUAGUGGUCUCAGCUCGACCUAGAUGGGAGAUCACGCUAACGGGUAAUCCCCACUCACUUUCUUCUCUUUCUCACUUGGUGAUUCCAACUACCCACUACAGGUCCCUCCUUCAGUCCACUCAGACCACAUCAACUAUUUAUGCGACUGCCAUUGCUCUCGCCUCGAAAUCGUAUGACCUCGCAACUCCCGUCUUGAGCAGGACCAAGCCUUUGCUCGAAUCAGCCGAUGGUCUCGCCGUCGCGACGAUCGACCGUGCCGAAGCCACUUUCCCUUACCCUUUCAAGACGCCCACCGAAGAUCUCAUCGUCGUCAAGCAGGCCAAAGGAGUCUACGAUGCGCGAAUCGCUCCAUGGAUCCAAUCUGCCCAACCCGUCCUCUCUGACGUGAUCAACAAGACUGCAGAGAUCAAUUCUGCUCUUGGCGCUCGAGCUCACGAUGCCAUUCAAACGUCUCAAGAUCUCUCUCAUGCGCUACUUGAGCAGCUCAAGACGCUCACUGCGCAGGGCAAGGUCAUUCCUGGGCAUCUUCUUGAUACUGUCACAAAGACGACUGGAGAUGUCAAGCAGAUCCUCCUUGCAAAGGAUACCACGGUCCAGGACAAAUCAAACGCCCUUGCAGGAUAUGUUGUGGACCACGUCAAACCUGUCGUCGACCAGAUCUACGACUACGUGCUCGGCGCCAAGAAACGAGCAGAGGAGGAAGCUAGCAAGCUUGCCGACCAGGCCAAGACGCACGAACCCACUCACUAG